Molecule: messenger RNA, 1604 nt
Organism: Gracilinanus agilis (Agile Gracile Mouse Opossum)
Lineage: Eukaryota; Metazoa; Chordata; Mammalia; Didelphimorphia; Didelphidae
Gene: AKT3
Product: AKT serine/threonine kinase 3
Exons: 12
Coding region: 120-1376 (418 amino acids)
Biological process (GO): protein phosphorylation
Molecular function (GO): ATP binding; protein serine/threonine kinase activity
Source: RefSeq, a predicted model, not a curated record
GGAGGCCAAGAUACUUCCUUUUGAAGACAGAUGGCUCAUUCAUAGGAUAUAAGGAGAAACCUCAAGAUGUGGAUUUACCUUAUCCCCUUAACAACUUUUCAGUGGCAAAAUGUCAGCUCAUGAAAACAGAACGACCAAAGCCAAACACAUUUAUUAUCAGAUGCCUCCAGUGGACAACUGUUAUAGAACGAACAUUUCAUGUGGAUACUCCAGAGGAAAGGGAAGAAUGGACAGAAGCUAUCCAGGCUGUAGCAGACAGACUUCAGAGGCAAGAAGAGGAAAGGAUGAACUGUAGUCCAACUUCACAAAUUGACAAUAUAGGAGAAGAGGAAAUGGAUGCUUCUACAACUCAUCAUAAAAGAAAGACAAUGAAUGAUUUUGACUAUUUGAAACUAUUGGGUAAAGGCACUUUUGGGAAAGUGAUUUUGGUUCGAGAGAAAGCAAGUGGAAAAUAUUAUGCUAUGAAGAUUUUGAAGAAAGAAGUAAUUAUUGCAAAGGAUGAAGUGGCACACACUCUAACAGAAAGCAGAGUAUUAAAAAACACUAGGCAUCCUUUUUUAACAUCCUUGAAAUAUUCUUUCCAGACAAAAGAUCGUUUGUGUUUUGUGAUGGAGUAUGUUAAUGGAGGAGAGCUGUUUUUCCAUUUGUCGAGAGAGCGGGUGUUCUCUGAGGACCGCACACGCUUCUAUGGUGCAGAAAUUGUCUCUGCUUUGGACUAUCUACAUUCUGGAAAGAUUGUGUACCGUGAUCUCAAGUUGGAAAAUUUGAUGUUGGAUAAAGAUGGCCACAUAAAAAUUACAGAUUUUGGUCUUUGCAAAGAAGGGAUUACAGAUGCAGCUACAAUGAAGACAUUUUGUGGUACACCUGAAUACCUUGCACCUGAGGUGUUAGAAGAUAAUGACUAUGGCCGUGCAGUGGACUGGUGGGGUUUAGGGGUUGUCAUGUAUGAAAUGAUGUGUGGGAGAUUACCAUUCUACAACCAGGAUCAUGAGAAACUUUUUGAGCUAAUACUAAUGGAGGACAUUAAAUUUCCUCGAACUCUUUCUUCUGAUGCAAAAUCCUUACUUUCAGGACUCUUAAUAAAAGAUCCAAAUAAACGCCUUGGUGGAGGUCCGGAUGAUGCAAAAGAAAUUAUGAGGCACAGUUUCUUUGUUGGAGUAAAUUGGCAAGAUGUAUAUGAUAAAAAGCUGGUACCUCCUUUUAAACCUCAAGUAACGUCUGAGACAGACACCAGAUAUUUUGAUGAAGAAUUUACAGCUCAAACAAUUACAAUAACACCACCUGAAAAAUAUGACGAAGAUGGUAUGGACUGCAUGGACAAUGAGAGGCGGCCACAUUUUCCACAGUUUUCCUACUCAGCAAGUGGACGAGAAUAAUCUUGAAUUCUGCUGCAUCACUGUCAUCCUAGGUUUAUUAUCAGAAAUGAAUCCUGGGCAUCACCACCAGUACUAGCUAUUCGCUAAGAUAGCAGGAGCACUUUCAGACGUCGUCCCAAAUUGAACGAGAUCCUUCAUCCCUUUCCACUCUUUUCUCUUCGUCCCUGCCCUCGUGCCCUUGCUCCCUCGCUGACCUUCUCUUACACACCCUCUCACAGGCACGUGUGC